This is a messenger RNA of Hordeum vulgare subsp. vulgare (domesticated barley), 5844 nucleotides long. Its product is annotated as clathrin heavy chain 1. The record is from RefSeq and is a predicted model, not a curated record. Bases 116 to 5362 code for a protein of 1748 amino acids. Gene Ontology annotation, molecular function: structural molecule activity; clathrin light chain binding. Gene Ontology annotation, biological process: receptor-mediated endocytosis; intracellular protein transport. NCBI's taxonomy places the organism in Eukaryota, Viridiplantae, Streptophyta, Magnoliopsida, Poales, Poaceae. Gene Ontology annotation, cellular component: plasmodesma; clathrin coat of coated pit; plasma membrane. The transcript has 29 exons.
CAACCCCCCUCCCCCCUCCCUCUUCAGAUCCGAUCUCUCCAACACACGGGCACACACCACCAGCCCUCCUCCGCCGUCUCGCUCCAGGGAGCUCUCGCCACCGCCGCCUGCCGCCAUGGCGGCGGCCAACGCCCCCAUCGCCAUGCGCGAGGCGCUCACACUGACGAGCCUGGGGAUUGCGCCACAGUUCGUCACCUUCACCCAUGUCACCAUGGAGUCGGACAGGUACAUCUGCGUCCGGGAGACCUCGCCGCAGAACAGCGUUGUUAUCAUCGACAUGGCCAUGCCCAGCCAGCCCCUCCGCAGGCCUAUCACGGCCGAUUCCGCGCUCAUGAACCCCAACACCAGGAUCCUCGCGCUCAAAGCCCAAAUAGCUGGAACGACGCAGGAUCACCUGCAGAUCUUCAAUAUCGAAGCUAAAACAAAAGUAAAGUCGCACCAGAUGCCUGAGCAGGUUGUGUUCUGGAAAUGGAUCACCCCCAAGUUGUUGGGUUUGGUAACACAGACAUCUGUUUAUCACUGGUCAAUUGAAGGAGAUUCUGAACCCACCAAGAUGUUUGAUAGGACAGCUAAUUUGGCUAAUAAUCAGAUUAUUAACUACCGUUGUGAUCCGGCAGAGAAGUGGCUCGUGCUUAUUGGAAUUGCACCUGGUGCCCCUGAGAGGCCGCAGUUGGUGAAGGGAAAUAUGCAACUUUUCUCUGUUGAUCAGCAACGUAGCCAGGCACUUGAAGCCCAUGCAGCAUCUUUUGCAACUUUUAAGGUUCCUGGCAACGAGAAUCCGUCAACGCUCAUCUGUUUUGCCUCGAAAGCAACUAAUGCUGGACAAAUUACUUCUAAGUUACAUGUUAUUGAACUGGGGGCCCAGCCAGGGAAACCUGGGUUUUCCAAGAAGCAAGCCGAUCUCUUCUUCCCACCAGAUUUUCAGGAUGAUUUUCCUGUAGCCAUGCAGAUCUCUCAAAAGUAUGGACUUGUCUAUGUAAUUACGAAGCUUGGCCUUUUGUUUGUGUAUGACUUGGAAACUGCCGCAGCAGUUUAUAGAAAUAGAAUCAGUCCAGAUCCUAUAUUCUUGACAGCAGAGUCUUCUACAACUGGUGGAUUUUAUGCCAUCAACAGAAGAGGGCAGGUCUUACAUGCCACAGUUAAUGAUGCCACUGUUGUGCCUUUUGUCAGCGGCCAAUUAAAUAACCUUGAGCUAGCUGUGAAUCUUGCCAAAAGAGCUAAUCUUCCUGGGGCGGAGAACUUGGUUGUGCAAAGAUUUCAGGAACUGUUUUCGCAAACAAAAUACAAGGAAGCGGCGGAGUUGGCUGCAGAAUCUCCUCAGGGUCUUCUGCGAACCCCUGAGACUGUCGCAAAAUUUCAGAGUGUUCCUGUUCAAGCUGGGCAAACACCUCCACUGUUGCAGUACUUCGGCACAUUGCUAACUCGAGGGAAGCUCAAUGCUUAUGAGUCCCUUGAAUUAUCUCGACUUGUUGUCAAUCAGAACAAAAAGAAUCUUCUAGAAAAUUGGUUGGCAGAAGACAAGUUGGAAUGCAGUGAAGAGCUAGGAGAUCUUGUUAAGACUGUAGACAAUGACCUUGCGUUGAAAAUAUAUAUAAAGGCUAGGGCAACCCCUAAAGUCGUUGCUGCUUUUGCCGAAAGAAGGGAAUUCGACAAGAUCCUUAUAUAUUCAAAGCAGGUAUAUUGCGUUGGUACUGCUGAAUUCUUGUUUUUGGUAGGUAGUCCCCAGUUCAGCUUGAACAUUGACUCUGUUGUCUAUUUUUUUUAUCUCUUCCAGGUUGGAUACACUCCCGAUUACCUCUUCCUCCUCCAGACCAUCCUACGUACAGAUCCACAGGGAGCUGUAAAUUUUGCUCUCAUGAUGUCACAAAUGGAGGGCGGUUGUCCAUUAGAUUAUAAUACAAUAACCGAUCUCUUCCUUCAGAGAAAUAUGAUACGAGAGGCAACAGCUUUUCUGCUGGAUGUUCUGAAACCAAACUUGGAAGAGCAUGCUUUUCUGCAAACCAAGGUUUUGGAGAUCAACUUGGUGACUUACCCUAAUGUUGCUGAUGCCAUCCUUGCUAACGGUAUGUUCAGUCAUUACGACCGCCCCCGCAUUGCUCAACUGUGUGAAAAGGCUGGUUUGUACUUGCGAGCCCUCCAGCACUAUGCGGAGUUGCCUGAUAUCAAACGCGUCAUUGUAAAUACCCACGCCAUUGAGCCACAGGCACUCGUUGAGUUCUUUGGAACACUUUCAAAAGAAUGGGCACUAGAGUGCAUGAAAGACCUUCUACUGGUCAAUCUGAGAGGAAACCUUCAAAUAGUUGUGCAGGCCGCCAAAGAAUACUCUGAGCAGCUAGGUGUCGAUGGUUGCAUAAAACUAUUUGAGCAAUUUAAAUCUUAUGAGGGCUUGUACUUUUUCUUGGGAUCCUAUUUGAGCUCCAGUGAAGAUCCAGAUAUCCACUUCAAGUACAUAGAAUCAGCUGCAAGGACUGGACAGAUCAAAGAAGUUGAGCGUGUAACCAGAGAGUCUAAUUUCUAUGAUGCUGAGAAGACGAAGAACUUUCUGAUGGAAGCAAAACUACCUGAUGCCCGCCCACUGAUUAAUGUUUGUGACCGCUUUGGUUUUGUUCCAGAUCUGACUCAUUAUCUGUACACAAAUAACAUGCUCAGGUAUAUUGAAGGCUAUGUACAGAAGGUUAACCCUGGGAAUGCUCCAUUGGUAGUGGGGCAGCUACUUGAUGAUGAGUGUCCUGAAGAUUUCAUUAAGGGUUUGAUUCUAUCUGUCCGCUCUCUCCUUCCUGUUGAGCCAUUAGUUGACGAGUGUGAGAAGAGGAACCGCUUACGUCUGCUUACACAAUUCUUGGAGCACUUAGUGAGCGAGGGUAGCCAAGAUGUGCAUGUCCAUAAUGCUCUUGGGAAAAUUAUCAUUGAUAGCAACAACAACCCAGAGCAUUUCCUUACUACCAAUCCAUUUUAUGACUCUCGUGUGGUUGGUAAAUACUGUGAAAAGCGGGAUCCUACACUUGCUGUUGUUGCUUACAGGCGUGGACAAUGUGAUGAUGAACUUAUUAACGUUACCAACAAGAACUCACUUUUCAAGCUGCAAGCUAGGUAUGUGGUUGAAAGAAUGGAUGGUGAUCUUUGGGAUAAAGUUCUACUGCCUGAAAAUGAAUACAGAAGGCAGUUCAUUGACCAAGUUGUUUCUACUGCAUUGCCUGAAAGCAAGAGCCCUGAGCAAGUUUCUGCUGCUGUUAAGGCUUUCAUGGAAGCUGACCUCCCGCAUGAGCUGAUUGAACUUCUUGAAAAGAUUGUUCUCCAGAAUUCUGCAUUCAGUGGAAACUUCAAUCUUCAGAACCUGCUCAUCUUGACCGCCAUUAAGGCGGACCCAUCCAGGGUCAUGGACUAUGUUAACAGACUAGACAACUUUGAUGGUCCUGCUGUUGGAGAAGUAGCUGUCGAGGCACAACUGUAUGAGGAGGCUUUUGCCAUAUUUAAGAAGUUCAACUUAAAUGUUCAGGCUGUCGAUGUUCUGUUAGAUAACAUCCGAAGCAUAGAAAGAGCUGAAGAGUUUGCAUUCCGUGUCGAAGAAGAUGCUGUUUGGAGUCAGGUUGCCAAGGCUCAGUUGCGUGAAGGUCUAGUUAGUGAAGCAAUUGAGUCAUUCAUCCGCGCAGAUGAUGCCACACAUUUCCUUGAUGUCAUCCGUGCUGCUGAGGAAGCCGAUGUAUACCAUGAUCUUGUCAAGUACUUGCUGAUGGUAAGACAGAAGGCUAGAGAGCCCAAAGUCGAUGGAGAACUCAUCUUUGCAUAUGCGAAGAUUGAUAGGCUCAGUGACAUUGAAGAGUUUAUUCUUAUGCCAAAUGUUGCUAAUCUUCAAAAUGUUGGUGACCGGCUGUACGAUGAUGAACUUUAUGAAGCUGCAAAGAUCAUCUAUGCCUUCAUCUCUAACUGGGCUAAGUUGGCUGUCACCCUGGUCAAGCUGAAGCAGUUCCAAGGAGCUGUAGAUGCUGCUCGCAAGGCUAACAGCGCUAAAACAUGGAAGGAGGUCUGCUUUGCUUGUGUUGAUGCUGAGGAGUUCCGUCUAGCACAAAUAUGCGGGCUCAAUAUCAUCAUUCAGGUUGAUGACUUGGAAGAAGUGAGCGAAUACUAUCAGAAUAGAGGAUGCUUCAAUGAACUUAUUUCUCUCAUGGAGAGUGGUCUUGGACUUGAACGUGCACACAUGGGCAUCUUUACAGAACUUGGAGUCCUUUAUGCUAGAUACCGCCCUGAGAAGCUCAUGGAACACAUCAAGCUUUUCUCCACCCGUCUCAAUAUUCCUAAGCUUAUCCGUGCUUGUGAUGAACAACAACACUGGAAAGAGCUUACUUAUCUAUACAUACAAUAUGAUGAAUUUGACAAUGCUGCCACCACUAUUAUGAACCAUUCUCCAGAUGCAUGGGAUCAUAUGCAAUUUAAGGAUGUUGCUGUUAAGGUUGCAAAUGUUGAGAUAUAUUACAAGGCUGUGCACUUCUAUUUGCAAGAACACCCUGAUCUCAUCAAUGAUCUUCUCAAUGUUCUUGCGCUUCGCUUGGAUCACACAAGAGUCAUAGACAUAAUGCGCAAGGCUGGUCAGUUGCAUCUUGUGAAACCAUACAUGGUUGCUGUUCAGAGCAACAAUGUCUCUGCUGUCAAUGAAGCAUUGAAUGAGCUUUAUGUUGAGGAGGAGGACUAUGAGAAGCUCCGUGAGUCAGUUGACAUGCAUGAUAACUUUGAUCAGAUAGGUCUUGCCCAGAAGCUUGAGAAACAUGAAUUGCUUGAGAUGAGGAGGAUUGCUGCAUACAUUUACAAGAAAGCUGGUAGAUGGAAGCAAUCUAUUGCCCUAUCGAAGAAAGACAACAUGUACAAGGAUUGCAUGGAAACAUGCUCACAGUCUGGUGACCGUGAGCUGUCGGAGGAUUUACUUGUCUAUUUUAUCGAGCAGGGAAAGAAAGAAUGUUUUGCUUCUUGCCUCUUCAUUUGUUACGACUUGAUUCGUGCGGAUGUUGCUCUCGAGCUUGCAUGGACAAACAAUAUGCUGGACUUUGCUUUCCCCUACCUGCUACAGUUCAUCCGUGAGUACACAAGCAAGGUAGAUGACCUGGUGAAGGACAGGAUUGAAUCGCAGAAAGAAGAAAAAGCUAAAGAGCAGGAGGAGAAGGACGUCGUUGCUCAACAGAACAUGUACGCUCAAUUGCUCCCUCUGGCCUUGCCUGCUCCACCUGGUAUGGGUGGUCCACCCCCGAUUGGUGGGAUGGGUAUGCCUCCUAUGGGUGGGAUGGGUAUGCCUCCGAUGGGUGGGAUGGGUAUGCCUCCGAUGGGUCCUGGUCCGAUGCCGGCAUAUGGGAUGCCUCCGAUGGGAAAUUACUGAGUUGGCUUUUGAAGAACAUAGAUGAAGUCGAUUGUUUCAGUUUUUUUACACACAGGGAGCAUGGGGAUCCCAAGGUAUCUUUUAAGUUGUAGAUUGAUUUGGGCUAUUGGUUGUUUCAGUUAAUAUUCUUUUGGUACCAGGACAAUUUUGGCGAGCAAUAUCUCUAGCCGAGGUACGAGUUAAUUUACUGGUUUCUAUAUAUUGUGAUCGGGUAGGAUGAGAAUGAGAUUAGGUUUCAGCUGAAGAAUGAGAGGUGGAAGACUGGUACCAUUUGUAUAGCUUGUGUUAUAAAAAGUCUGUAGACAUUUUGGGUGUACACUCGUCGGUGUUGGUCCAGCCAUGAACAUAAACACUCCCUGUAUGUUAUAUGUUCACUUGUGUCCAGAGGUUUGGUUUUUGUACCUGGAAGAAUGCUCUUUGUUGAACGACACGGUGUAUUUGUAUUUGUAUUUGUAUUUGUUAAUGGUCAGUAGUUUCCCUGA